AUGGCAGACGAUGAGUUAACUGAUAUGAUGUAUGACAUGGAGUUUGGAGAACUGAUGAAAGACUGGAUAGAAGAUUGGUCAGAUGAUGAAAAUUCAGAUCGUGGAGAUAGGUCAGAGAAUGGGAACGUAUUGGAAGAUCUUAAUAUGGAUGAACAUGAUGAUGGUCAGGAAAACAAUGAGCAUGAUGAUGGUGAGGAAAACAACUCGGAGAUCUCGAAUGAAGAUUACAUUAGUCAGCUCAUUUCCGAAUGUCAUAAUGCGUACGACUAUUACGGUGAAUCCGACGCGGAGACAGGCCUUGAUGUCGAAUCAUUAGCUGCAUCUGAUUCUGGGGAGUCGCAAUCGUCGGUCAUCAUGAGUGAGGUGACAGAAGUUGAGGGGAAAAAGAAUGUCCAAGAUACUGCUAGUGCAGAUGAUAAGAGGGAUAUGUUCAUGGAGAUAAUACAAAUGACUUUUACGUCUCACGAGGCUGCGUAUGAUUUCUACAACAGCUAUGCUAGAGAUAAUGGUUUCAGGAUUAGAAAGAAUAGGGUCAGGUAUUGCAAAACCGAGUCACGUCAUAUGCGUUAUAGGCGGUUUGUUUGUUCCAGACAAGGAAAACGUGACAGCAGGUUGCUAACCGAGGAAGGACACAGCCGUAGGCUCCGACCCGAGACACGCUGCCACUGCGAAGCGCACCUGACCGUGAAGCUUGACCAAAAGCGUGGGUUUGGACCGGACGAGGUACCUUUUCUUUGGUCCCACAGAAAAAUCAAAGAGUACCAGAGAGCUGAGAUACUGUCCAUGGGAGCUGCAGGGAUUAGAAUUCACGACAUGAUGGAUACCUUCAUCAGCAAACAUGUAUGGUAUGGCGGUGUUGGUUUUACCAGGCAUGAAAUAUACAACCUUUGCGACAGGGAGAAGAGGAAGCUGCUUUCAAAAGGGUGA
Messenger RNA from Aegilops tauschii subsp. strangulata, 927 nucleotides. Lineage: Eukaryota; Viridiplantae; Streptophyta; Magnoliopsida; Poales; Poaceae. The record is from RefSeq and is a predicted model, not a curated record.